AUGGCCGCCGAGGUGAAGUCUCUCACCGCAGGCGCUGCUGAAAGUGGCGCUGCUGCCAGAGGACCAGAUCUGCCUCAAGCCGUUCCAACCUCGGCCAAGACAUACCUCGUCACUCUCCCACGAGAGCUCAUCCUCGAAAUCAUCAAGCUCUGCGUACCUACACGACCGCUCAGAAACACUAUCACAGUGAACAGAACCAUCACCAUUUCACAGCUUUCUCUUGUGGACAAGAGCCUUCGCGAGAUGUGCGUCCCGAUACUCUUCAGGACCCUGAAGCUGAGAACCAACCAUGUCGAACUUCUUGGCCAUAUUCAAGUUCUCGAGAACAGCCGCAUCCUUGAAAUCGUUCAACAUCUCAGCAUAGUUUCAAGAGCCUCAGGAAAUGCUACUCCUUCGUGGGAACCGAGCCUGCCUCCUCGUCUAGCAACAUUUCUAGGCCGCAUGCCGAAUCUCAAAGACCUGAACCUGACCCUGCGAUAUGGAACGGAAUCGUUGGCAACCGCCGUCCACGACGAACUCCUGAAGCAGCGCAUCAUCAUUCCGACCGUCAAGAAUUUCAAAUACAACAUGCCGGACUCUAUGUGGGAUCCAUCGUUGUCGGUCAGCUUCAUUCCGGCAGUUUUCACGGGACUUUGUGCCCUUCAUCUUGAUCUUGGAAUGAUUGCUACUCCGGAGGAAGUACCUGGCCUGUCUACUACCGCACCCAGCCUGAAGCUACACACCCUUAGCCUCCACAGUGAAACGUGGUUCUCCAAGACUUUCGAUCAGAUUCACGAGCUGUUUCCAAACAUUACAAAGUUGAUCAUCGGAGGAGAAGUUGGCGAUGUCAUGAUUUCGGAGUCGAUCCCGACGAUCAAGAAGUUUCAAAAUCUCAGGGUUUUAGCCCUGACUGACCGCAUUUCUAUUGACGAGGAUGAUCUGAGAGAGUCCCUGCGGGAAGUUCGAGAAGCCUGCCCAUGUCCAAAUUGUUACCUGACCGACGACAUGGAUCUUGUUUGCGCGGAGGACGAGGAGAACGAGGGUGUUUGUGGUUGCGUGGAAUGCUCCUUCACUGGGGGGCAUUAUGGUGAAGCCCUUGAUUUGGCCCGAGUAGAUCACCCUUUGGCAGAGGACCAGAAAGAGAACAUGAGGGGCAUCUUUCGAGAAUGCCCGAAUCUCGGAGUUUUGUACUUCCAGAUCACAUGGGCUCAGGGCACUCGGUACAGGCCUCUCCAGAACACCGAUCACCCGGUACGCCUGCGCAACAACUCUCUUCCCGCGCCUGAGCCGUCUACGACCCCGAUGGACAUCGACCAAGAAUCGCCCGGCAUAAGCGUUGGCAGCGCUUGUGUCCGAGAACUAGACCGAUCUCUUGCCGUUCCUGCCUUCCACUCGAAGACCUACCUUGUCACUCUCCCGAGAGAGCUUGUCCUCGAGAUCAUCAAACAUUGCAUGGGAACCAGGGAGCAAAUCUCUAGAAAGAAAACCGAUGUUGUCCGGCUUUCUCUCGUUACCAAGUUCCUUCGCGAGAUGUGCAUACCAUUCAUCUUCACGACCAUGCGAAUUCAUACCCCGUACCACGAGUUCCUGUCCAAAAUUCAGUCUAUCGAGGGCAACAGACUUCUGUAUAUUGUUCAGCACCUGGAAAUCAACCUCUUCAGCGAAACCAACCGUGAUUGGAAGCCGGAAACGUAUAUCAGUCUUGCGAGACUUCUAAGUCACAUGCCCCGUCUCAGCGACUUGUGCCUCAACCUACUCCAUGAUCAUGUGUUUGGCGACCGCUUAGGAAUUGAGCUUCUCAAGCAACAAGUCGUGCUGCCGGUCGUCAAGAAAUUACAAUACGGAUUCGAUCUGGUCCGGAGAACGCCAGGCGUCAUCUUCAUGCAAAAGGCCUUUCCUGAAUUGGACGCCCUCCACCUGAACGUCGGACGCCAAUCACACGAUGUUUCUCUGGAUGACUUGCUUUGGUUGUCAUCGCUCAAUCUGAAGACCAUCAGCCUCCGAAAGACACGCUGGGAAUUCGAACAUGUUUCUGAAAUUCAUGACUUCUUCCCGGACGUCACCAAGCUGAUACUCAGUGGGAAUAUUGACCACGAGCUUAUGAUCUCAGAAUUGGUCCCAAUAUUCGAGCCAUUUCGACAACUCAAGGUUCUGGCACUCACGGACCUAGUCCACCCAGACGACUUGAAUGUGGAGGAUAUUCAAGAUGAUCUGUCAGCCAACUGCGAGCACUGUAACGCAGGGGAGGAGGCCGACAUUGACGGGGUUGAGAUAUACGAGGCAUGCGGCAGCGAUCAUUAUUGGGAGGCUUAUGAGCUGGCCCAGGAAAAUCACGACGCAAAAGAGCACCAGGGUGAGAAUGCCAAGGCGCUCUUCCGGAUGUGCCCGAGUCUCGAGAGUGUUUACUUCCUGGCCGUAAAUCGCAGUCAAGCACACCGCUUCACGACUGUGAAGGACGACUCUGGUGUUUUCGAAGAGGUUCGAGAGGAGAAAGGGGUGCCUUGGCCUGCGAUCUCCGAGUACGUUUGUGUAUUUCAACAGGAUUGA
Molecule: messenger RNA, 2526 nt
Organism: Colletotrichum gloeosporioides
Lineage: Eukaryota; Fungi; Ascomycota; Sordariomycetes; Glomerellales; Glomerellaceae
Exons: 6
Coding region: 1-2526 (841 amino acids)
Source: RefSeq, a predicted model, not a curated record